AUGCGCAAUGCUCCGCCGGACUCGCGCCGAGUCACAUUGUUGUUAUUCAGCGCUCUCGUCGCUGACAUGCUAGCAUUUACUUGUAUUCUUCCACUUUUCCCAUCAAUUCUCAACUAUUACUCGAAGAGUGAAGAAAAGGAUUGGUUAUUCGAGAGUAUUCAACAAAACCUCGUCAAAUUCGAGCGUUUAAUCGGAGUCCCCGGGAAUGAGCGAUAUCAUAACUCGUUCUUUGGAGGUCUAUUGGGCUCUCUAUUCUCAGCUCUUCAAUUUGUCGCCUCUCCAACUUUGGGUGCUCUUUCCGAUACAUAUGGAAGAAAACCGUUAAUGAUUUUGUCAGCAAUUGGAACUUUUACAUCAUACGUGGUCUGGCUGUAUUCGAAAUCGUUCUCGCUUUUUGUUUUGUCUCGAGUGAUCGGCGGUUUGAGCAAAGCUAAUAUCAAUGUUGCGACGGCGAUCAUCACCGAUGUCUAUCCACCAGAACAAAGACAAAGAGGAAUGGCAAUCGUCGGCAUGUCUUAUUCAGUCGGUUUCCUCGUUGGCCCAAUGAUUGGAGCAUUUUUCUCGAAAAUCGCUCCCGUUAACCAAUUCUACACAACACCUGCCUAUUUCUCGAUUGUGAUGACGAUCAUCUAUUUUCUCAUUGUUUUCUUUGCCUUACCAGAAACUGGAUUAAGAAGCCAGGUUGAGAAAUUCAAAAGCUCAAGUCGUGUCAAACAAUUGGUACAUCCCGGAGAGCUUUUCAAGUUUUCCGCUAUUGAAGCACCAGCAGAAAAGAAAGAACAAAUCCAACAUAUUGGUUGGGUGUAUUUUCUCUAUCUUUUCUUGUACGCUGGACUUGAGUUCACUCUGCCAUUCUUGACUCAUGAACGAUUCGGAUUUGACAGCAUGCAGCAGGGUAAAAUCUAUCUCUUCAGGGGAUUGCUCAUGCUGCCGAUUCAAGGACAUUUCGUACGAAAGACGCCGAUGCACAGACAAAAACUGGUUGCCCAAGUUGGAUUGACAUGCAUUGUGCCAGCAUUUCUUCUUUGUGCCAUCGCUGAAAGUCUUCCAGUACUCUACGCUGGAUUGGCUCUUUAUGCUAUUGCUUCUGCAACUGUUGUGACGAGUCUGACUUGUUUGGUGACAAAUGUUUAUCCGACAAAGGAUCACGGAGCUCUCGCUGGAGUUUUCAGAAGUUUAGGCGCUUUGAGCAGAGCAUUGGGGCCAGUGUUGGCGGCUUCAGUUUUCUGGCUUCUCGGACCCACUUUAUGCUACACGAUUGGCGCUUUCCUUCUCCUCAUUCCACUUUAUUUAGCCAGAAAAAUACCGAACCCACCAAAAGUUGAAAAAGAAAAC
Mesorhabditis belari is the source of this 1335-nucleotide messenger RNA. Lineage: Eukaryota; Metazoa; Nematoda; Chromadorea; Rhabditida; Rhabditidae. The record is from the annotation of a GenBank genome assembly.